Aspergillus saccharolyticus JOP 1030-1 is the source of this 579-nucleotide messenger RNA. RefSeq lists its product as uncharacterized. Bases 99 to 425 code for a protein of 108 amino acids. Lineage: Eukaryota; Fungi; Ascomycota; Eurotiomycetes; Eurotiales; Aspergillaceae. The record is from RefSeq and is a predicted model, not a curated record. The transcript is spliced from 2 exons.
AGGGUUUCCUCGCGCUAAACUCUAUCUCGAGCUGACUGCAUACCUUAUUCUUGUUCCUUCGUCAUUCAACGUUGGUCGCGCGGCGGGCGGCCAGUGAGAUGAGGGGCAUGCAGAGCAACUUACUACCCCUGAAGAGCAAUAGCAAUGAAGGUGCACCACAUCUCGAACGAUACCUAUCAGGCCGUUGGACCCCUGACAUCGAAAAGAAUCAACUCUACUACGAAUCGCCGGACGAUCGCAAUGAUGUCUUGAACCUCCUGAGUGCUCUGUAUGGGUACAGAAGCAACUCCUUGCUGGGUGUCAUCAGCUUCAUUCUCUUCUCCAUUCUUUCCUUCUUUGCGGCUGCCUACUACUUUUGGUCCCUGAUGCCCUGUAUGUUACCGCCUGUUGAUUUCGCCACUCUUCAUCCGACGGUUUUUCGCUGAAAUCCACUGCCAGACGAACCUUCACAACACAGUCCCGUUUCGACUGUCUUGAUCACCUAGAUCGACAUUGAUGGUGUCUUCUCUUGCGGCGGAUCGUUCUCGCUAUACGGUGUGAUAAUGCCUAUUGUUCGAUCGGUCAUAUCUGAAGAAUUGU